AUGGACGUCUGUGUGCGUUUCAAAAUUCAAACACCUGGCGAGGAAGUCUCUUUCCGUAUUUCUGUGGACUUCUGCGGACGUCUGAUUGAAUCUGCGAAUGAAUCAAUACACAGAGCGAUGCAGGAGCUGAAUAACAGGAAUCUGGAAGUGGCAAUCGAGCAUGAAGAGUUUAUAGCUAAUUUGACAAGGAAGGCUUUGAAGCAGCAUUGUCUUCAUUGGCUGACCCGAAGGAAAAAAGAUACAGAGGCAGAAGUGGCAAAACUCAGCGAUAGAGUUCAACACCUUCAAAGACUGUACGAGCAUCAGGAUACAGUGCUCGGAGAAGUUCUUGGUUCAGCCUCAUCUGAACUUGAGGUCGAAUUGGAUCGGAUGAGGAGUUACCGUGAUACUCUCUACUCAGGAGAACUCCUUUGGAGAGAAGCAUCAAGACUCACCCAGGCAGGAGCCACCCUGGCAAGAGCUGGAUUCCAGAGCUGGGCUACUAAUAACACAACUCUGUCAACGGGAUUGAUUGGUGGAAGAGAUACACCAUGCAGCAGCUCCAGUCGUAAAGUCGAGAUGGAUGUUAAGAAAAAAGUAAUGGCGGCCAAUAACAAUGCAUGGAGCAGUCAUCGUGUCGAGGAGCAUGUCAGGGAGCAGACAGGUCUCACUCCAAGAUGA
Nilaparvata lugens (brown planthopper) is the source of this 660-nucleotide messenger RNA. RefSeq lists its product as uncharacterized. The record is from RefSeq and is a predicted model, not a curated record. Lineage: Eukaryota; Metazoa; Arthropoda; Insecta; Hemiptera; Delphacidae.